AUGUACAAACCUAAUUCCGUAUGGACCUGGGCGUUCGUGGGAGUGACAGUCGUGCAAGCCGCCAUCAUUCUUGCCUUUGAAUCCUACGUCUUCGCCCUCUUCCAAGAAGGUCUACAUAUCGACAAGGCAACCGAAGAUUAUGAAAAAGAUCAACUGCGACAACGAAAGGAUUACAGACAGACCAUCCCCACCUUCCUAGUGCUUUACAUCUUUGGUUUCCUCUACGAGCUGCUGUUGGUCUGGGAUGCGCUAAGGCUAAAAAAUACAAUUCAGAUCAUCGGGCUAUGCUUGUACAAUCUGGGCCUUCUUAUUUACGCGGCUGUUCAACUGGAUCAAAUCAGCGACGCCAAAAAAGAUCUCUUGAGCUUUCCGGGAAGCUCAAUAGACCACAACGCAAUCGACAAGGAUGUCUAUCCCGCAGUCAAACCGUUCCUGAUCGCAAUUCCUUGCAUAAUUGCCUUCGGGACUGUCUGCAUGGCAUUCGUUGCACGGAAACUAUACGACGAGUUUGCGUGGACAAUUUACAAGCACAUAAGUGCGGACCUGAGGAUGAAAAGGCGCUACCUAACAUACCAGAUCUAUAUUGCCUUAUUAAAAUUCGAUUUCUUCUUCUUUCUUGGAUUCACGGUCCAGUUCAUCGUCAUUGUCGCUAGUAAAGACAAGAAAAACGUGGAGUUUGGCCUUACAAUCGCCGCGGUGCCUUUGAACAUCCUAGUCUUAUUGCUCGCCGGGUAUUUCACACGCAAAGAGAAUCGCGUCGGUGUGACAGGUAUCAUCAUACUCUAUUUUGCGGGCCUUGCAUACUUCCUUUUCAAAUGCGUACGAAUGUAUCAGAAAGGCCCUAUUCCACAACUCUACUAUCCUGCUCGCAAGUCAUUGACCACAUUUGCCGUGCUUACGAUCAUCUGUAUUGUGAUCACAAUAAUCAACGCUGUCGUCUGCUUCUACAACUUUGGCAAGGGACUGAAGCCCUACAUACUACAUCGAAAAGUGGAUACGGAGGAGGAGAAGCCGAUGGGCGCCAGUGGAAUGCAAAUGGAAAUGCCGCAUUUGAAUUACGCAAGUGCCCCGGCUUCAAACCGAAUGACUAUUGACUAA
Molecule: messenger RNA, 1098 nt
Organism: Bacidia gigantensis
Lineage: Eukaryota; Fungi; Ascomycota; Lecanoromycetes; Lecanorales; Ramalinaceae
Exons: 4
Coding region: 1-1098 (365 amino acids)
Cellular component (GO): Golgi apparatus
Source: RefSeq, a predicted model, not a curated record